This is a messenger RNA of Mirounga angustirostris (Northern elephant seal), 3487 nucleotides long. RefSeq names its product zinc finger protein, FOG family member 1 (gene ZFPM1). The record is from RefSeq and is a predicted model, not a curated record. Gene Ontology annotation, molecular function: RNA polymerase II-specific DNA-binding transcription factor binding. Gene Ontology annotation, cellular component: nucleus. Lineage: Eukaryota; Metazoa; Chordata; Mammalia; Carnivora; Phocidae. The transcript has 10 exons. Gene Ontology annotation, biological process: negative regulation of transcription by RNA polymerase II; positive regulation of transcription by RNA polymerase II; erythrocyte differentiation. The coding region runs from base 356 to 3367 and encodes 1003 amino acids.
CCCGCCCGCCCGCCGGGAGCGCCCUGGCCGAGGCCGCCCGGUUCGGCGCGCGCUGCUCGCAGGUUCCAUUGAGAAAAGCCGAGCGGCGGCGGCGUCUGCGCGGGAGCCGAGGAGCCGGCAGCAGCCCGCCGCCCGCCGCCCCCGGCGGUCGGCGCGCCCGCAGCGCAGGGCCUUGCCUCCGGCCUCCGCAGCGGCUCCGGGCCGGGCGCGGCGGGCUGGGGCGCGGGCCGGGGCGGCCGCGGAGCCCGGGGGCCGGGGGCAUGAGCCGCCCCGCGGCCCCGCCGCGCCCCCGCCGCCCGCCGCCGCCCUCCAGGGGCUAGAGGCGGCCGCCGGGAGGGCGCGCGGCGCCGGAGACAUGUCCAGGAGGAAACAGAGCAACCCCCGGCAGAUCAAGCGUUCCCUUGGAGACGUGGAAGCUACGGAAGAGGCUCAGGCCAUGGACGCCAGCUGCCCAGAGCGGGAGGCCGGAACACCGGAGCCCGAGGCCGCAGGAGAGCCCGAGCCCCUGAGCCCUUCCAGUCCAGACGCUAAUCCCCCACCCCCACCAUCGCCACCGCCCCCCACGCCCCCAGGAGGCCCCGAGGAGAUGAAGGGGCAGGAGUCGGAGACAACGCUGGAGGAGGAGUCUGGCGUCUCCUGGAGCGGGCCAGACGAGCUGGAGCUGCUGGUGCGGGACAGGCAGAGGUGCGUGCGGGCUCGGCGCAGCCUCACCGAGGGCCUGUCCUGGGGCCCGUUCCGCGGGGACGUCCAGAGCAGAGCCUCGUCCCCUGGGCAGGUGGAACCGGGCCCCGCCCUGACGCUGCUGCUGGAGGACCAGCCCUGCUGGCUGACGUCGCUGCCACAGGCCCUGACCGAGGCCGAAGCCAACGCGGAGAUCUACCGGAAGGAUGAAGCCCUCUGGUGCAGACUCACCAAGCCGGUGCCCGCGGGCGGCCUGCUGAGCGUGCUGGUCACGACGGCCGAGCCCCGGGGCACCCCCAGCCACCCUGUGAAGGAGGAGCCGGCAGAGCCCGAGUGCCCGGCCCCUGCCGACAUCCAGCUCCUGCCACAGCAGGCCGGCAUGGCGUCCAUCCUGGCCACAGCGGUCAUCAACAAGGACGUCUUCCCCUGCAAAGACUGUGGAAUCUGGUACCGCAGCGAGAGAAACCUGCAAGCCCACCUGCUCUACUACUGCGCCAGCCGCCAGACCACCGGCUCCACGGCCGCCGCCGACGACAAGCCCAAGGAGACCUACCCCCACGAGCGCGUCUGCCCCUUUCCCCAGUGCCGCAAAAGCUGCCCCAGCGCCAGCUCCCUGGAGAUCCACAUGCGCAGCCACAGCGGAGAACGCCCCUUCGUAUGUCUGAUCUGCCUGUCGGCCUUUACCACCAAGGCCAACUGUGAGCGGCACCUGAAGGUGCACACGGACACGCUGAGCGGUAUCUGCCACAGCUGUGGGUUCAUCUCCACCACAAGGGACAUCCUCUACAGCCACCUGGUGACCAACCACAUGGUCUGCCAACCGGGCUCUAAGGCGGAGAUCUACUCACCAGGGGCCGGGCACCCCGCCGCCAAGCUGCCCCCAGACAGCCUGGCCAGCUUCCAGCAGCACACGGCCCUGCACGGCCCCCUGGCUUCUGCUGACCUGGGCCUGGCGCCCACCCCGUCGCCCGGACUGGACAGGAAGGCCCUGGCAGAGACCACCAACGGAGAGACCAGAGCCGCCCCGCAGAACGGGGGCAGCAACGAGCCCCCGGCGGCGCCCCGGGCCAUCAAGGCGGAGGCCACAACGGAGGAGCCCGAGGCGGAGCCAGGGCCCACGGCCGCAUCGCGGUCACCCUCACCGCCCAGCCCCGCUGCGGCCACGGUGAAGCCCGAGCUGUCCAGCCCCACGCCCGGCUCCAGCCCUGGCCCCGGCGAGCUGGGGCUGGCGGCCGGCGCGCUCUUCCUGCCGCAGUUCCCCGCCGCGCCGCCGGCCUCGGAGAUCCUGGCCAAAAUGUCCGAGCUCGUGCACAGCCGGCUGCAGGCGGGAGCGGGGGCGCAGGCCGGCCUCUUCGCGGGGGCCCCCAAGGGCGCCACGUGCUUCGAGUGCGACAUCACCUUCAACAACGUCAACAACUUCUACGUGCACAAGCGCCUCUACUGCUCCGGCCGCCGCCCGCCCGACGACGCGCCCCCCGCGCGCAGGGCCAAGGUGCCCCAGCCCCCCGCCCGCGCGCCCCCCGGCCCGCCGCCCGCAGAGGCCGAUGCGAGGCACGCGUCGCCAGGCUCCGGGACGCGCGAGGACGAGGCGGGGGGCGCAGCCAGCCCCGAGGCCGAGCCCGAGGCCGAGCGGGGCGGCCGGGGCCGCGAAGGCAGUCCAGGGAGCCCGAGCCCGGGCAGCGGGGCGGACGAGGACGACGACCCCCGCCGGACGCUGUGCGAGGCCUGCAACAUCCGCUUCAGCCGCCACGAGACCUACACGGUGCACAAGCGCUACUACUGCGCCUCGCGUCACGACCCGCCGCCGCGCCGGCCCACGCCCGCCGGGACCCCCGGGACCCCCGCGCCGGCCGCGCCCGCCGCGCCGCCCGUGCGCACGCGCAGGCGCCGCAAGCUGUACGAGCUGCACGCGGCCGGCCCGGCCCCGCCCCCCGCCGCCGGCCCCGCCCCCGCGCCGCCCGGCCCCGCCCCCGAGCCGCCCGCGUCGCCGUCGCCCCGGCCCGGAAGCGGAAGCGGCAGCGGCCCCGGCAGCGGCGGGCCCGACGCCGCCGACGGCCCCAUCGACCUGAGCAAGAAGCCGCGGCGGCAGGCGCCCGGCCCCGCUCCCGGCCUGCCCGCGCUGGCCGACUACCACGAGUGCACGGCCUGCCGCGUGAGCUUCCACAGCCUCGAGGCCUACCUGGCGCACAAGAAGUUCUCGUGCCCCGCCGCCCCGCGCCACCUGCGCGCCGCGCCCGAGGACGCGCCCGGCGGCGCCGUCGUGUGCCCCUACUGCCCGCCCAACGGCGUGGUCCGCGGCGACCUCAUCGAGCACUUGCGCCUGGCGCACGGCCUGCCGCUGGGCCAGCCCCCCGCCGGCCCCGGCGCCCGGACGCCCUCGCCCGCCGCCCCCCGCGACGGCCGCAACGGCCAGGAGCCGCGGGAGCCGGCCCCCGGCGCGGCGGACGGCAGCCCCCGGCCCGGCCCGCCGCCCGCCCCGAGCCCCGAGGCCGUGCUGCCGCCGCCGCCGCCGGCGCCCCCCGCCCACCCGGACAAGGGCGCCCAGACCCCCGGCAAGGGCGCGCCCGCGCCGCCGGGCAGCCAGCGGUACUGCCGCCUGUGCAACAUCAAGUUCAGCAGCCUGUCCACCUUCAUCGCCCACAAGAAGUAUUACUGCUCCUCGCACGCGGCCGAGCACGUCAAGUGAGCGGCCGGGGCGCGCCUGGCGCCCCCGCUGCAGCGCGGGCCUCGGCGAGGGGCUGCGGGGGACAGCGCCCGCCCGGACCCUUGGCACUUAAUAAAGAGGUUCAGUCUGAUGCGCACAGUA